UAUAUAGGUAGAAACAUUCACAGACUAGAAUUUUGUUGAGCGUAAACUACUCUCAAUGGCAAUGGAUAUAGAGAAGAAAAUAUAUCUCAAGAGACAACUUGGAUAUUUCUGGGGGACAAAUUUUUUAAUUAUCAAUAUAAUUGGUGCAGGGAUAUUUGUGUCCCCCAAGGGAGUGCUACAGUACUCUUCCAUGAAUGUGGGAGUCUCCUUGUGUGUUUGGGUUUUCUGUGCAGUGCUGUCCUUGACCAGUACUCUCUGCGCUGCAGAAAUUGGAAUAACCUUCCCAUACACGGUGGCUCACUACUAUUUUUUAAAGAGAUGCUUUGGCCCUUUUGUGGCAUUCCUAAGACUUUGGACUUCUUUGUUUACGGGCCCAGGCGUACUGGCUAGUCAAGCUCUGCUACUCGCCGAGUAUGGCAUUCAGCCUUUCUAUCCCAGCUGCUCUGCCCCGGCUGUACCAAAAAAAUGUCUGGCCCUGGCGAUGCUGUGGAUUGUGGGAAUUCUGAAUUCUCGUGGUGUGAAAGAGCUGUCAUGGCUUCAGACAGUGAGCACGGUGCUGAAGAUGGGUAUACUUAGCUUCAUUUCCCUCAGCGGCUUGUUCUUGCUGGUGACAGGGAGGAAGGAGAACGUGCGAAGGCUUCAGAAUGCUUUUGAUGCCGAGUUUCCAGAGGUGUCUCGGUUGAUAGAAGCUAUCUUCCAAGGAUACUUCGCAUUUUCUGGCGGAGGAAGUUUUACAUACGUAGCAGGGGAGCUGAAGGAACCCAGCAAAACAAUUCCUAGAUGCAUAUUCACAGCGCUGCCUCUGGUAACUGUGGUGUACUUACUGGCUAAUCUUUCCUACCUGACAGUUCUGAGCCCCCAGGAACUUCUCUCUUCAGAUGCUGUGGCUCUCACAUGGACAGACAGGGUCAUUCCCCAAUUAACAUGGAGUGUUCCUUUUGCUAUUUCUGCCUCACUGUUCAGCAACCUUGUGACUAGUGUAUUUGAGACAUCAAGAACGUCAUAUAUUGCAAGCAAGAAUGGGCAGCUGCCCUUGUUGUGUAGUACCCUAAAUGUUCACUCCUCUCCCUUUAUGGCUGUGCUACUAGAUGUCAGUAUGGGGUCCAUUGCAAUUGUCUUAACAAACCUAAUUGAGCUGAUAAACUAUCUAUUUUUUGUUUUUUCCAUUUGGACUGUCUUAUCAGUAAUAGGGAUCUUGAAACUGAGGUACCAGGAGCCUAAUCUACACAGACCAUAUAAGGUGUUUUCUCCGUUCUUAUUCAUAACAGCUGCCAUCAGCCUGAGCAUGGUUUUGAUUCCACUUAUCAAGUCUCCGAAGAUGCAAUAUAUCUAUGUGUUCCUCUUCUUUCUCGGUGGACUACUGUUUUACGUGCCAUUGAUACACUUUAAAUUGAAGUUAAUGUGGUUCCAGAAGUUGACUUGCUAUCUGCAGUUACUGUUUAAUAUUUGCAUCCCUGAUGUGUCUGAUGAGCAUGUGCCAGAAGAAGAAAGUUGAGAAAGAAUAGACUUUUGUAACCAUAUCAUGUUCCAGCUAAAGGUUAAGUGUAGGCUAGAAUAGUAAAAUGGCGACUCUAGAAAUGGAAAUGGUGUAUAGAAAAGUACACAGGAAGUUCCUGGUUUUGACAAUGACAAAGGAAGUGCCUGGAGAGAUGGCUUUGCUUUUAAGGGUACCAGUUGCCCUCCCAGAGGACUGAAGUUCAAUCCACAGGACCCACAUAGACGCUCAUAACUCUUGAACUUUAGGCACAGAGGAGCCAAUAUCCUCUUCUGGAUUCUGAAGACAUUACACACAUGCGGUGUACAGAUAGACAUGUAGGCAACCAUGCACAUUUACAAAAAAAAAAAA
Molecule: messenger RNA, 1846 nt
Organism: Rattus rattus (black rat)
Lineage: Eukaryota; Metazoa; Chordata; Mammalia; Rodentia; Muridae
Gene: Slc7a13
Product: solute carrier family 7 member 13
Exons: 4
Coding region: 56-1495 (479 amino acids)
Biological process (GO): amino acid transmembrane transport
Cellular component (GO): membrane
Molecular function (GO): L-amino acid transmembrane transporter activity
Source: RefSeq, a predicted model, not a curated record